AUGUCCAGUUCUGCAGAUACGCCCACUGCAAUACAACAACCGUCCUCAUCAUUAGCAAAACCAAGGCUUCGUGCAGUGAUAGUCAAUACAAAUCAAGAGGGAAAUCCUGUCCUUGAUUAUAUCAAGAAUGUGCCUUGGGAAUAUGGCGAGACUGAUGCUGACUAUCAGGUGGGGAAAACCACUGGUGUAAUCUUUCUAAGUCUUAAAUAUCAUCGAUUGUAUCCAGAGUACAUAGACACUCGUCUGCGUCAGAUUGAACGCAAGUUUUAUCUUCGUAUCUUGAUAUGUGUAGUUGAUGUGGAUGAUCACCAACAAUCCAUCAAGGAGCUCACUCGCACAUGCAUAUUUGGAAAAACCACCAUGAUUCUAGCAUGGAGUCGACAGGAAGCAGGCAGGUAUAUAGAAACAUUAAAGUCAUAUGAAAACAAGCCGCCAGAUCUAAUCAAAAAGCGAGUGGACGAUGACUAUUUCUCAAAGUUGACAGAGGCAGUAACAGCAAUCAAGUCGGUGAAUAAAACAGAUGCAAUGACAUUGGCAUCCAACAUUGGGUCAUUCAAGGAUAUUGCACAUGCAACAUCAGAGGAGUUGAUGUUACUUCCAGGCUUUGGAGAGCAAAAGGCAGCGAGAGUGUCGAGUGCAUUCACGACAGUUUUUUGUAUUGAACGAGUGUAA
This is a messenger RNA of Batrachochytrium dendrobatidis JAM81, 672 nucleotides long. Its product is annotated as DNA repair protein RAD10. Gene Ontology annotation, cellular component: nucleus; nucleotide-excision repair factor 1 complex; ERCC4-ERCC1 complex. The record is from RefSeq and is a predicted model, not a curated record. Gene Ontology annotation, molecular function: single-stranded DNA binding; damaged DNA binding. Lineage: Eukaryota; Fungi; Chytridiomycota; Chytridiomycetes; Rhizophydiales. The transcript has 6 exons. The coding region runs from base 1 to 672 and encodes 223 amino acids. Gene Ontology annotation, biological process: UV-damage excision repair; mitotic recombination.